UCCCCUCGCCGCCGUCCCGCCCUCGCCCGCAAACCCAAACACUCUGGGUGCUAGUGCGCGUGAUCUGCCUGUGGUCGUUUGGCCGAGAGAUGCUGCUGCUGGCGGCCGCCGGCCUCGUGGCCUUCGUGCUGCUCCUCUACAUGGUGUCGCCGCUCAUCAGCCCCAAGCCCCUCGCGCUGCCCGGUGCGCACGUAGUGGUCACAGGAGGUUCCAGUGGCAUCGGAAAGUGCAUUGCUAUCGAGUGCUUCAAACAAGGAGCGUUUAUAACUCUGGUUGCACGAAAUGAGGACAAGCUGCUGCAGGCGAAGAAAGAAAUUGAAAAGCACUCUAUUAAUGAUAAACAGGUGGUUCUUUGUAUCUCAGUCGAUGUGUCUCAAGACUAUAACCAAGUGGAGAAUGUCAUAAAACAGGCACAAGAGAAGCUGGGUCCUGUGGACAUGUUGGUUAACUGUGCAGGAACAUCUCUGUCAGGAAAGUUUGAAGAGCUUGAAGUUAGUAGUUUUGAGAAAUUGAUGAGCAUCAACUACCUGGGCAGCGUGUACCCCAGCAGAGCAGUGAUCACCACCAUGAAGGAGCGGCGGGUGGGCAGAAUCGUGUUCGUGUCCUCUCAGGCAGGACAGCUGGGGCUGUUCGGUUUCACAGCCUAUUCUUCGUCCAAGUUUGCCAUAAGAGGAUUGGCAGAAGCUCUGCAAAUGGAGGUGAAGCCUUACAAUGUGUAUGUCACUGUGGCCUACCCACCAGACACUGACACCCCGGGGCUGGCGGAAGAAAACAAAACAAAGCCCCUGGAGACCCGGCUCAUUUCAGAGACCACAGCUGUUUGCAAACCAGAGCAGGUGGCCAAACAAAUUGUCAAAGAUGCCGUGCAGGGAAAUUUUAAUAGUUCCAUUGGCUCCGAUGGGUAUAUGCUCUCUUCCCUGACCUGUGGAAUGGCCCCAGUGACUUCCAUCACUGAAGGACUCCAGCAGUUUCAUACACUUGGGGAACUUUCACGUUGAUCCUCAAGAGACCUUCCUGGGCAAUGCUGUGAAGCGCCAAGCAGCAGGUGGUGAGCCUGGCAGUGCAGAGAAUGACGAAGGGAAAUUAGAUGCUUGCUACAGCUCCAUUCUCUGUCUUGGCCCCUUUUCCUUCUGGUAAGAUGCAACCAGGCAGACAUGGUAAAGGUUGGUCCCUGAACUCCUGAGAGGUAGAAUCCACCUUGAGAAGUAAAAAGGUUAUGGUACAUUCGUCUAGAAGGUCUCAGUCACUUGUCCCCAGGCUGUUGAUCAAGGCCAAGAUGCCAUAGAAGGACCCAGUUUGGGGAAACCCUUAGGUGAAAGUUUCUUUCUCUGGGAAUAGAGAUCCCUUUGUCCUGGCUGUCCCCUCUGCAGAAGUACAGCCACCACGCCCUGAGCCAUGUCCUCUCGAUUCCUCACUACAGCUCGAGGUAUGAAGAGUGCAAACUCUUUCGAUUCCUGUUAAGUAAUUUGGGGGGUUAAGGCGUGAGGCCCCCUGAACUGUUUUCAUAGAAUAGCACCAUUUCUCCUGUUUCCGUGAGAAAACAUACCUCAGUGCCUCACUCCAGCACACACCUCAUUUUCCGCUGUGCUGCCCCAAAUCUGUGAAGAAGCAGGUCCCUUCAUCCCUGAGGAGCAGACACGUGAGGGCACCUGUUCUCACAGGACAGAGGGUGUCUGGUGGCUAACAGGGUGAGACAAGUGACCCCCCCCAAAUGUGAUGGACUAUAUAUAAAAUGCACACACGCUUUGGGGGCUAAGAAUGUAGCUCCCUUGGUACAGUGCUUGCCUAAAGAACAUGAAGUCCAAAUUUUAACCCCAACAUCACACAAAUGGGUCAUUGUGCAUACCUGUAAUCUUAACACCUGUAGGUGGAGGCAGGGAAAUUAUUAAGUUCAGGUUUAUCCUUUGUGACAUAGCAAAGGCAAGGCCCACCUGGGCUACCUGAGCCUGGCCUCAAGCACAAGUCAAUAAGGUGGAAGGGGGAGAGAAGACUUUACAUGUCCUCUGACUUUACAUGUGUGCCAGGGCACAUGCUCCCCACCACCUCAUACCGUGUACACACAGACUUAGAAUGAGGAAAAGGUGAUGUCUGAAUGUGUCUUAUUUCCAUGACUAUACUAAUCCACCACACCUGUCCACCCCACACAUGUCGUCUGUCCUUGACUCCUAUGCAGCAGUCAUCUGUGCUGGGAGAGAACAGCUUUUCUUGGCACUGUAUUUAUUUGUCCCCUUGAUCGCCCCUCUUAACUGUUGAUACCGGUGAAGGUAUCUUCUGGGGUGAGGCCAUCUCAGGCUGGCUGCUAGUCAGAGCUGAGGACUUUCGAAACCUUACCUGAGCCAUGUUAGGAUUAUAGGUUUUCAGGGGGUGGGGAUCCAGCCUCCACCCAGCACUAGGACUGUUGGCCAGAGGAAGAACAGUUACUGGAUUAUUCUAAAGCACUCUCUCAGUACAUGCUGCUCUCCUCUCUUCUCUGGUCCAGAGAGUCAGGUCUGCCCUUGGCCACCAAGAUAGGUUUACAGAGAUGCAAGUUAAAAGGACCUGUGUGCUCAUGAGGUGUUCUCUUUGGAUACCUCCAGGGCGCUCAGCCUACCACUUGGGAUUUACCUUGGCUGUUCUUUAACAAGCCAAGAAGCACCAGUGACCAUCCGCUACCGGCAGACUUCAGCCUUUGAGAAGCAUGCCCUGCUGGUUCUGGACUUCUGCCCUCCAACGGGUCUGAGGUACUCAGGCAGAAAUUACACUGCUUUUGGUACCUGGACACAGAAACUCUAGGAAACAAACAAUCUAACUUUGAUUAUUCUGAUUAUUUCGUUUGCAAUUAAUAUAUGGGAGAUUGUACUAGGGAUCACCUCUCUUCACCCAAGGGCAGCACACUGGUAGGUACCACUGUUCUGGGACCAGUAAUCUCUGACCAUUGAGAGCUGGUAACCUGAUGUUUUUGUUUGUGUACACUACACCCAUGGUUAGCUGAGGGUCUGUAUGAUUUUAUACACAUACUACAUGUAGUUGUGUACACUAUAAAUAGUCUAAUUGUAAAUACACUACACACACGCUUAGAGUUGGCACCUGUGCACACACAAGGGUCCAUGCAUUUGUGCCCAUAGUGCUUAUGCAGUUAGAAAGGGUCCAGUAUAGUGUGUGCACACUAUACACAAAAAAGUCCAUGGGACUGCCUACACAUCACACACAGAAAAGGGCCAUGUGACCAUGCACAUGCUGCACACAGAAAAGGGCCAUGUGACUGUGCACAUAUUACAAGGCAGUUAGAAAAGGUCUAUUUGAUUGUGCACAUGUACACAGAUGAUUAGAAAGGGUUCCUGGGACUGCACACAGAAAAGGUCCGUGGGACUGUACACUCACCACACCACAGAAAGGGGGACAUGUGACUUGCAUUACACAUGCAUUCAUAAAAGGUCCAAGCAAUUGUGCACACAGUCCACAUUAGAAAAGAUUCAUGCAAUUGUGUUAUGCAUAGGGUUAGAAAGGGUCCACGCGAGUUGCCACUUGCCCGGCCCUUGCUAUGGGCGCGCCCACCCAGCAGCCAGUCCCACAGACCCGAAGAGGCCCCUCGCACACCCACCAAGCCGGCAGCACGGGAGGCCCGCGCCACCCACUGUCCCGAGCCCAGCGUAGCCCGCGGGUGGCCGCCACCCAGGCCAGUGUCCGCGCCCAGGCGCGCGCUCCCCGGGGCGGCCGCGGCGCCUUUAACCCGGGAGGCGGGCGGAGGCGGCGGGCGGGCGCUCAGAGGAGGGCUCUUUCUUUCUUCUUUUUUUGAAUGAACAUGACGUACUACAGGAAACCAGGCGCUCCAGCGGAGAAUGAAGUAAGAGGCCGGGCCCCCAGCCCCGCGCCCGCCCCCUUCCUCCCCGGACCGCCCUCCCGCCCUGCGUCCGAGUCCCCGCCGAGCCGCCGCGGCCGCCACCGAGGUGCCCGGGCCCUCCCCGGCCGCAGCAGUCACCGCCGAGCCGGGUUCGCCGAGUGAGCGCGAGGACGCAACCGCCAGCGCCUCACGGAGCAGAGGAGGAGAAAGGGUGCGCAACCCGGAGGCGGGGUGCGCCGGUGGGGUGCAGCGGAAGAGGGGGCCGGGGGGGGGACUUCGUAGCAGUCAUCCUUUUUAGGAAAAAGAGGGGGGGCAAACCCUCCCCCACCACCUUCUUCUCCCGCAGCGCACCACACACAGCGCGCGGGCUGCUCACUCGGCAACGGCGGCCCCGGCGCGUCUCUGCUUGUAUUUAUCAAGCUGCUCCCACCCCCCACCCCAUUUUUCGGAAAACGUAUUGGCCUUUCGGAGUUUAAUCAGAAGAGGAUUCUCGUCCCCGUUUCCCCCGCUCUUCCAUCGUCCCCCUCGCGUGUCUCUGUCGUGGAGGGCUGAAGCAAUCCGGUGGCUACCGAUCCAUGCCUGCGCUCGAGCGUGUGUGUGCGAGUGUAAAUUGCCGAGGAGAGGGGGAAAUCACAGGACUUCUGCAAAUGCUGGACUGAAAUUUGUAAUUCAUCUGCUGCCGCUGCUGCUUUUUUGGCAACGCUGUCGUGCUCUUGAAAUCUCCGGUUGGAAUUCCUACGGGUUAACAUUUUCAGUGAAGCCUAAGUGUGGGGAUGCAAUCUGGAAACCCUCUUGAUUUUUACUCCACCUAGCCCCCCACCUCCAACUACUGAUUCAUUGCAAGUUUCAAAGAAGCUUAUACAAGGAGACUUUUGAAGAUCAGUGGUGUCGUUGCCUUAUGUAUUUGUUUGGGUUUGACCAAAAAAAAAAAAAAGAAA
Alexandromys fortis (reed vole) is the source of this 4758-nucleotide messenger RNA. It is a transcript of the gene Kdsr, whose product is annotated as 3-ketodihydrosphingosine reductase. Gene Ontology annotation, cellular component: endoplasmic reticulum membrane. Bases 90 to 998 code for a protein of 302 amino acids. The record is from RefSeq and is a predicted model, not a curated record. Lineage: Eukaryota; Metazoa; Chordata; Mammalia; Rodentia; Cricetidae. Gene Ontology annotation, molecular function: 3-dehydrosphinganine reductase activity. Gene Ontology annotation, biological process: sphingolipid biosynthetic process. The transcript is spliced from 10 exons.